Molecule: messenger RNA, 1216 nt
Organism: Ricinus communis (castor bean)
Lineage: Eukaryota; Viridiplantae; Streptophyta; Magnoliopsida; Malpighiales; Euphorbiaceae
Product: putative ankyrin repeat protein RF_0381
Exons: 2
Coding region: 182-931 (249 amino acids)
Molecular function (GO): protein binding
Source: RefSeq, a predicted model, not a curated record
UAUAUACAAAAAGAUAUAUACUUUUAAUCACAAAUUGAAAUUUUAUGCUGGAAGAAUCAACAUCGCCCCGGCUUGGGCUUAAGCUUGGGAGGAGGAAAUAUCUUGAUAGGCAAAACGUAAGAAAAAAGAAAAAAUAAACGGUGCGACCGGGUAUUAUUUUGGUAAACCCGAAAGGAAGAGAAUGGGAAGGGGAAGAAGUGGAGGUGGAGGUGGAGGUGGAGGAGAAGGUGAGCUUCAUGCAGCGGCAAGGUCCGGUGACUUGAAUGCGGUUCAGUCUAUUCUCAGUUUAAAUCCUUUGGCUGUUAACUCUAGAGAUAAGCACUCCAGAACUCCAUUGCAUUUGGCAGCAUGGUCAGGGCAUGUACAUGUGGUGAAUUACCUCAGCCAACAGAAGGCUGAUGUCAGUGCUGCUGCUAUGGAUGACAUGGGCGCGAUUCAUUUUGCUGCUCAAAAGGGUCAUUUAGAUGUUGUCCGGACUCUGCUUUCAUCUGGGGUCUCUGUCAAAGCUACCACCCGAAAGGGCCUAACUCCACUUCACUAUGCUGCUCAAGGGUCUAAUCUUGAUCUAGUCAAGUACUUGGUAAAGAAAGGUGCAAGCCUUGCUACUAAGACGAAAGCAGGGAAGACCCCGCUUGACCUUGCAAGCAACGAAGAAAUCCACUUGUUUCUGGAAAAAAGUGAGCAGUCAUCAGAAAAGGCAAAUCUGAAUGCAAAAGAGAAAUUGGAAGAGUCCGAUCCAAAGCCAGCAAUGCCGGAUAAAUCAGAGAUUGCUGAUGGUGAAGCUCCGGGUUCAGAAGAACAAGAGGCUGAAAAUGUUAAAAGGAAGGGUGAAGAAGAUACUAAGGAAACCUCUGGAGAACAAAAAAGGCGAAAAAUCACACUUAAUCAUCUUCUAAGUGCAGAUGAUACUCAAGAAGAUGAAAACAUGUGAGGAGAGAUUUUAGUGGAAGGCUAACCCAUAAAAUCAAGCACCCCAACAGAUAGGGUGGCAGCAUUGUAAAGCUCUUGAUAUUGAGUUUGGAUUAGUUAUUGUAUGAGGUAAAGCAGUUUUAUUUUGAUUAACUAGCGAAACUACUGUUUUUCAGUUUUCCAUUAUUGAAGAGCUCGUGGAACAGAACAAAAGUGAAAAUGGUGCAGUAUAUUUCAUUCUCCAUACUCUGUGGUGGGAGACAGUUUAAUUUGCAUAUAUAUAUAUAUAUCAACUAAAAUUCUUACA